Messenger RNA from Diospyros lotus (date-plum), 1349 nucleotides. Its product is annotated as 1,4-dihydroxy-2-naphthoyl-CoA synthase, peroxisomal. Gene Ontology annotation, cellular component: cytosol. Gene Ontology annotation, molecular function: 1,4-dihydroxy-2-naphthoyl-CoA synthase activity. NCBI's taxonomy places the organism in Eukaryota, Viridiplantae, Streptophyta, Magnoliopsida, Ericales, Ebenaceae. Gene Ontology annotation, biological process: menaquinone biosynthetic process. The record is from RefSeq and is a predicted model, not a curated record. The transcript is spliced from 10 exons. The coding region runs from base 140 to 1150 and encodes 336 amino acids.
CGUCAAUUUCCUUUAUUUAUCCUGUCCUCGACGAUUCUCAACCUCUCAUUUUGCUCUCGCUCGACAUUUCUGUUUCCAAACGUCUUCCGGCAGUUCUGACACCACUCAUCAUCAUCUUAUCUCUCAAGCCCAAGGAGCUAUGGUGGAGGACAACAUCUACACAAUACGAAGGCGCCUGGCAUCUGUCGCUGGCCACCUUGCUCCAAUGAUGUGUUGUGCCCCGACCCACGGUGGCUUUGUCGGGCUGCGUGCAUGCUUUGCUUCGACGAAUGACAGUUAUCAUCGGAUACACGGUGAGGCUUCCACCGACGUGCCCGUUUGGAGAGCCAUUGUUGGCGAUGAGAAUGGGAAGGAGUUCACGGAUAUUAUCUAUGAGAAAGCUGUUGGAGAAGCCAUUGCGAAGAUCACAAUCAAUAGGCCAGAGCGUAGAAAUGCUUUUCGGCCACAAACAGUUAAGGAGCUUAUGUAUGCAUUUAAUGAUGCCAGAGAUGAUGGUUCUAUUGGAGUGAUCAUUCUUACUGGAAAGGGAACCGAGGCAUUUUCCAGUGGUGGUGACCAAGCACUGAGAAACAAAGAUGGCUAUGCUGAUUAUGAGAAUUUUGGUCGCCUAAAUGUUCUAGAUUUACAGGUACAGAUUCGACGUCUUCCCAAACCUGUUAUUGCAAUGGUUGCAGGUUAUGCUGUGGGUGGAGGACAUGUAUUGCAUAUGGUCUGUGAUCUUACAGUUGCAGCAGAAAAUGCUAUUUUUGGUCAGACGGGUCCAAAGGUGGGAAGCUUUGAUGCUGGUUAUGGAAGUUCCAUAAUGUCUCGUUUGGUUGGGCCUAAAAAGGCACGUGAAAUGUGGUUUCUGGCAAGGUUCUACACAGCUGCCGAAGCAGAAAAAAUGGGACUUGUCAACACAGUUGUCCCACUAGAGAAUUUGGAAAAAGAAACAGUCAAGUGGUGUCGAGAAAUCCUAAGAAACAGCCCAACUGCCAUUCGGGUUCUUAAAUCUUCUCUUAAUGCCGUUGAUGAUGGGCAUGCGGGGCUCCAGGAACUGGGAGGAAAUGCCACUCUCAUAUUUUAUGGAAGCGAGGAAGGUAACGAGGGGAAGACAGCGUAUAUAGAGCGUAGACGCCCUGAUUUCUCUAAAUUCCCGCGGCUACCUUAAUUAUCAUGAAGUAAUAUGGCAUCGGUGAAUUAAGUUAGGUGCUUUCAUUAGAGGCGCAAGUAUGAUCUCUUCAAUGCAGUUCUAGUGUAAUCUGUUUGUUUCUACCUUAUUGUUUUCUUAAUUUCGCUUGCUAUUUCCUUUGUUGAGGACUGAACUAGUUGCUAUAUUGAGUGGUAAUAACAAGUUCAUUUCUGAUGGA